This is a messenger RNA of Chondrus crispus (carragheen), 702 nucleotides long. NCBI's taxonomy places the organism in Eukaryota, Rhodophyta, Florideophyceae, Gigartinales, Gigartinaceae. The record is from the annotation of a RefSeq genome assembly.
AUGGCAGUUGUAUCAUUAUCAGAAUUAUUAGAAGCAGGCGUACAUUUUGGUCAUCAAGCAAGAAGAUGGAAUCCUAAAAUGUUUCCUUAUAUAUAUACAGAGCGGAACGGUAUACAUAUUAUUGAUUUAGUGCAAACAGCUCAACUUCUUACAGAAGCAUGUGAUUUUAUAAAAAAUUGUUCCAGUGAAGGUAAAAAAUUUUUGUUUUUAGGCACAAAAAGACAAGCUUCUAGUAUAGUGGCAGAAGAAGCUCUGAGGUCUAAUUCUUAUUAUAUUAAUCAAAGAUGGCUUGGUGGAAUGUUUACUAAUUGGUUAACUAUAAAAUCUAGAGUAAGAAGGUUAAAAGAAUUAGAAAAACAAGAUAACUCAGGUUUAAUUAAUCAAUUGCCUAAAAAAGAAGCUGCGAUAUUACGCCAAGAAUUAUAUAAAUUAAGAAAACAUUUAGAUGGCAUUAAAGAAAUGAAAAAAUUACCUGAUUUAAUUAUAAUAGUUGAUCAAAAAAGAGAAACUACAGCAAUUCAAGAAUGUAUUAAAUUAGGUAUACCUACAAUUUGUCUUCUUGAUACAAACUGUAACCCUGACAUAAUCGAUAUACCUAUACCUGCUAAUGAUGAUGCCAUAAGAUCAAUUAAAUUAGUAAUGAGUAAAAUAGCAGAUGCCAUUUUAGAAGGUCAAAUUUCUUCAAAUGUAUUAUUAAAUUAA